Messenger RNA from Archocentrus centrarchus (flier cichlid), 2749 nucleotides. It is a transcript of the gene st8sia1, whose product is annotated as ST8 alpha-N-acetyl-neuraminide alpha-2,8-sialyltransferase 1. The transcript has 5 exons. Bases 620 to 1627 code for a protein of 335 amino acids. The record is from RefSeq and is a predicted model, not a curated record. NCBI's taxonomy places the organism in Eukaryota, Metazoa, Chordata, Actinopteri, Cichliformes, Cichlidae. Gene Ontology annotation, molecular function: alpha-N-acetylneuraminate alpha-2,8-sialyltransferase activity. Gene Ontology annotation, biological process: oligosaccharide metabolic process; N-glycan processing.
AUCGGACUGGCCCGGUUCACUUCUACCUCAGACCCCGCAGCAGGACAGCGCAGGAUCCAGGAGAUAACGCGUGGUGGUGACCAGGGGGGCCUCGGGGGGGGGGUCGAGAAAGAGAUCAAGGUGGACAGGAGUGGGGCGCACGGCCCCCCCGUUUUGAAUCGGGAUGCAGCGGGACACGGGGUUCGGAGGGAACACGCAUGACUCCUCACAAGCCGCGGGCUGUAAUGGAGGUGGUGAUACACCAAGAGCGGAGCAGCGGAUUCCUGCAGAGCCCAACACUCUGCCUCACAGCCCCGCAACCCAGCGCCAGCCGCUGCAGGGAUAGACGCUUCUGCUUCUCACUAUUAAAUCCUCGCCAACAAAAUACUGGAUUUCCAGACCAAUGCUUGAGCCAAACAAGCGGCUAACAGACUACCUUGCUCCUCCAUUCAUACCCCACCUCGUCUGCGGGAUGUGGCGGGGGAUUCGCCGGGUACGGAGAGACCAGCUUUGAACAGACCCUGCGUUUUACGCCAGCGGCUUCGAUGCUCAGGCUCCGGUUGUUUUGAGAAAUAAUUAAAAAAAAAAUUUUUUUUUAUUUAUUUCUUUUUUUUGUUAAGAGAAAAAAUAAAAGGGAAAGAUGUUUCUGCGAUGCUACCGGGCCAAGCUGUCGGCGUGGGCCGCUCUGUGCGUGCUGGUGCUCUGCUGGUUUUACGUUUUCCCCGUCUACAGACUCCCAAGCGAUAAAGAAAUGGUGGAGGAGGUGCUGAGGCAGGGGGAAGAAUGGCAGAAGAACCAGACGGGCAUCGAUUUAUACAGGAAGUUGCUGUCAGAGUGCUGUGAUCCGAAGCAGAUGUUUGCAGUGACUAAGGAGAACUCACCUGUGGGCAAAGUCCUGUGGUACGAUGGCGAGUUUUACUACUCGCACACCGUCAACAAUAACACGUACUCCCUCUUUGUACAGGACAACCCCCUGCAGCUGCCCCUGAAGAAGUGUGCAGUAGUGGGUAAUGGCGGCAUUCUCAGGCACAGCAAGUGUGGCGGGGACAUCGACCAGGCUGACUUUGUUAUGAGGUGUAACCUUCCACCGAUCUCAAAGGAAUAUGUGCAGGAUGUGGGAACAAAGACACAUCUGGUUACAGCCAAUCCCAGCAUCAUCGAGAAGAGAUUUCAGAGCCUUCUGUGGUCAAGAAAGGAUUUUGUGGAUAGCAUGAAGGUCUACGGCUCCAGCUACAUCUACAUGCCGGCGUUUUCCAUGAGGCCUGGCACAGACCCAUCACUGCGGGCCUAUUACGCGCUGGCAGACUCCUCCUCCAACCUCACCAUGCUUUUUGCCAACCCUGAAUUCCUACGCACGGUGGGUAAAUUUUGGAAAUCCCGCGGUGUGCACGCCAGGCGCCUAUCCACAGGCCUCUUUCUGGUGAGCUUAGCCCUGGGGCUGUGUGAAGAAGUGACAGCCUACGGCUUCUGGCCGUUUUCUGUCGACCUGGAUCAGCGACCAGUCAGCCACCACUACUACGACAACAUCCUGCCCUAUAAGUGGUUCCAUGCCAUGCCUGAGGAGUUCAUCCAGCUUUGGCAUCUGCACAAAAGCGGCACGCUCCGUGUGAGGGUGGGACGCUGCCCCCCUCAGGAAGGAGGGAGUUAGAGUGCCUUGAGGAGUGAUGGCACUCAGCUCAAGUUUAGUGGUUAUGAAGACAUUAAGCUUAUGAUACCACCGGAAGUUUAUAUGAAGAAAUAAAUUAGAGCGCAUAUUUCCACUGAGGAAUUGCACUGAGCACUGCAUCUGUGUCCAUACACGCUCCUGCCGUCCUACCCCCUAGCUGAUCCCUAAUUAUCACGAGAAUGCCCUCCACACAGGCGAGCAGCACCAGGGACAGAGUACCACAGUGACACAUGCAGGCAUACACUCACACAGCAUAACAUAUUUACACAUUCCUGAAACUAGCCAUAUCUCUACUCGCGUUUCUGAAAUUGUGUGUGUGUGUGUGCAUGGAUGUGUGCCCUUACAGACAGCAUCAUAUGGACUAAUACAUGUGAAAGUGUGGGAAUGGAUGGUUGGGAGAUGGAUUUUGUGCACUGACUGUGUAAGUGGCAGAAGGGGCAGCUGGACCAAAUUCCCCUCUGGGUCUUUGUUAAUCAAGAACAGAAGGAGUGGAGGACUGGAGGGAACAUUAAAAUGCUCUGAAAGACUGGCAAAAUGCCAAGAAGGAGGGAGCUAUAAUGGUAGUAACUAGCAGCCUGAAUAGAAGCAAAUUUUAAUGGAGGAAGAAAAAAUAAAGCGGACUUUGAAAUGCAGCCACGAGUGCCGCAGCGCAACAUUUUAAAACGUCUGAAAGUUUUACAUUUGAACCUCAUCCUCCUUUCCACUGAAGAUUACCAAAAUGAGUUUCACGGUGUCAGAAAUCCAUAAUUAAUAAUUUCAAUAAUUAGGGUUAAAAAUCGAAUUCAACGUUUUGCUUAGGAUUACGGCUUUAUCUAUUAAGGAAAAUUCAAGUUGGGUAAAUGACGACUUAGCAGAAUAAAACAAUUUGACACAUAUUCUUAGUCCCAAGUACACUGGAUUAAAAUGGAGGCUCUGCUCUUUAUGUACCCGUCGCCGUGGUGCAUCAUGGUGCACGCGCCUAACUCAGGGUGAACAUACUCAGAGCCAACUGAACUAACUCCUAUCAUCCUUUCUGGAGCCGAGAACUGGCUGUCCCGUAUUCUUGUAUUUAAUCAACUAGACUCAGAGUUUGCUAGACUCAGCUAGACUCAGAGUUUGCUGAAC